Cucurbita pepo subsp. pepo (vegetable marrow) is the source of this 1509-nucleotide messenger RNA. Its product is annotated as SUMO-activating enzyme subunit 1B-1. Gene Ontology annotation, molecular function: SUMO activating enzyme activity. Gene Ontology annotation, cellular component: SUMO activating enzyme complex; cytoplasm. NCBI's taxonomy places the organism in Eukaryota, Viridiplantae, Streptophyta, Magnoliopsida, Cucurbitales, Cucurbitaceae. Gene Ontology annotation, biological process: protein sumoylation. The record is from RefSeq and is a predicted model, not a curated record.
UUUUAAAAGGAGACUUUUCUUUUGAUUCUUUGGAUUUUGAAAGCCGCAGAAAUCGGUCGCCUUCUUCGCCGGACGGCUGGUUUGAUCGUCGUCUCGACAGUGGAAGAGUGAAGGAACUCAUAAUCUUUGCUUCGCCAUAGUCUUCAAUUUCGAUAUACACCGCAUGCUGCACAAUUUCAUAGACAUGCUCACAAUCCUUACUCCUAACAAAAAUUACUGCUGAAUCCUUGUGUGGUGCAGUUCGAAGUGAAGAAAUGGACGGAGAGGAGUUGACGGAGCAGGAAACUCAAUUGUACGAUCGCCAGAUUAGGGUUUGGGGCGCGGAUGCACAGAGGAGGCUUAGCAAAGCUCACGUUCUAGUGUGUGGAAUCAAAGGGUCUGUUGCUGAGUUUUGCAAGAAUAUCGUCCUUGCUGGGAUUGGUAGUUUGACAUUGGUGGAUAAUCGGUUGGUGACUGAAGAAGCACUUUCUGCUAAUUUUCUAUUACCUCCUGAUGAGGGGGUUUUUGCUGGGAAAACUGUUGCUGAGCUUUGCUGUGAUUCUUUGAAAGAUUUCAAUCCUAUGGUACGAGUUUCGGUCGACAAAGGUGAAUUGUCGAGCUUUGAUGAAGAGUUUUUGAAGACGUUUGAUGUUAUUGUCGUUAGUUGUUGCUCCCUUGCUGAAAAAAAAUCAGUCAAUGAGAAAUGCCGGAACUUACCGAAGCGCAUAUCGUUUUAUACUGUUGAUUGUAGAGAUUCCUGUGGUGAAAUAUUUGUUGAUCUACAACAGUAUACAUAUGCAAAGAAAAAACUUGAGGACACUGUCGAAUGCCAACUAUCAUAUCCAAGCUUUGAGGAAGCAAUUUCAGUACCCUGGAAAGCACAUCCCAGAAGAGUUUCAAAGCUAUUUUAUGCAUUGAGAGUCAUAGAAAAGUUCGAAGAGGCCGAGGGACGAAAUCCAGGAGAGACUACAAUAUCCGAUCUUCCUGGGGUUUUGAAGUUGAAAAAGGAGCUCUGUGAGUCACAGUCACUGAAUGAAGCUCAUAUUCCCAACGCCCUCCUAGAGAGAUUGGUGACAAAUUCAAAGGAAUUUCCUCCUGUUUGUGCUAUCAUUGGAGGAAUUCUUGGACAGGAAGUAAUUAAAGCUAUUUCUGGAAAAGGAGACCCUCUCAAGAAUUUUUUCUACUUCGAUGCUGUUGAUGGGAAAGGUGUCAUAGAGGACAUAUCUAGCAAGCCAUAACACUUGAUGCUUAUCGACCAAGUAGGAGCUACCAGAUGUGGGCAAUUGGUGAAGAUUUUUAACCUUUUGAACUAACUUUUAUAGAUUUUAAUUUUGACUGAAUUGAAAAUUUUAAUGUUUGAUUGGAUUUGCUAGAAGUUGGUUGAAAAUGGGCUUCGAUCGAAAUAGAAAUCAAUGGUAUAUUUAGCUCGUUUCGAUGUCGACACGGCACAAAGUUAGGUUUGAAUGCCAAAGAUGGUAACUCUCGAUCUAAAUCUCGAUAUUGAUAUGAAUGUGAAUUUAGCUCUUGUUA